AUGGACAAGAUCAACAACGCCGCCAACUACGUCGCUGACACCGUCAAGGGUGCCACCUCUACCGGUUCCAAGGAGGCCAACAAGCAGGUCGCCAAGGACGGCAACGCUGACCUCAGCACCCGUCUGAGCGCUGGCAAGGACGCCAUCGGCGACAAGGUCGACGAGCAGAAGCACAACGCCUCUGCUGACGUCCACAAGGAGGCUGCCAAGCACUAA
This is a messenger RNA of Pestalotiopsis fici W106-1, 216 nucleotides long. Its product is annotated as Glucose-repressible gene protein. The transcript has 2 exons. Lineage: Eukaryota; Fungi; Ascomycota; Sordariomycetes; Amphisphaeriales; Sporocadaceae. The record is from RefSeq and is a predicted model, not a curated record. Bases 1 to 216 code for a protein of 71 amino acids.